Molecule: messenger RNA, 5567 nt
Organism: Aplysia californica (California sea hare)
Lineage: Eukaryota; Metazoa; Mollusca; Gastropoda; Aplysiida; Aplysiidae
Product: mucin-19
Biological process (GO): regulation of transcription by RNA polymerase II
Cellular component (GO): nucleus
Molecular function (GO): nuclear receptor activity; zinc ion binding; RNA polymerase II cis-regulatory region sequence-specific DNA binding
Source: RefSeq, a predicted model, not a curated record
AUUUUGCCCGAUGAAUGACGGGAAAGACCGCCACGGGUCAGGGCGGCAGGCUAUCACAGAAGUGGGUCAUAUGUACGGAGAUGGAGGAAAGUCGGUCACCCACGGGUGGAACACAGACUCCUCCUGGUUCGAACGAAUGGUUGAGAGAGGCCGGAGAGCGAGCGCCGAGGGCAGCAGGGGACGACCAGAACAUGGAACGCGCCGCGAGUCGGCCGCCGGACAGUGGCGGUCAAGCUCGGAACAACGGGUCGGGUUGGGUGACCGGUAGUGCAGGACGUCAUAGUCCUCUGGACGCUAGCAGUAGCAGCCCUGGUGCUGCGGGCAGACGGGGGUCUACAGCAGGACUCGAACCCCCAGUGGCCCACAGUCGAGCCGGGCGGACAAGCAGUAGUGGUAGCGGCGAUGGGGUAGUUGUGCCUGCGCACAGUAGCAGCGGGCGAGAUCGUCGGCAGUCGUCGCUUGCGUCGGAGGAGGCGGCCCCUUCAUCUUCAUCAUCUCCCACGCCCUACAACACAAAACCUCUACACCCCAGUACUCCUUCUUCUUCCUCUUCGUCCCCUUCUGUAUCCUCCCCGUUCGUCCCCAUCUCCGCAGCAGCUGCGGCAUCAUCGUCGUCGUCAUCAUCUCCAUCUCCUUCCCUGUCGUCGAGCUCUGCGGCUCCCCCACCUCCCCCUUCCUCAUCAUCACCGCUACACGGACCACCGCAGUCGUCCCCCUUGCACUUCCGUGACCGCCGUGGCUCCAGGUUGUCCAGCGGGUCGACGUCAUCAAUCCAGGAGCACAGACAAGACCAGGCCGAGCUGCAUGUAGCAGGGAGUAGUAAGGGCAGCCCCGGGUCCUCCGCCACCCCGAGACGGGUGUCUGGAGAACAGCUGUCUGCCCUGUCUCCCAAAGAGAAGUCGGCGUCUGCUACACUUUCCGCCUUCAACUCGCUGCACCGCGCGGAGCUUCAGCGACAACAACAGAAACAACAACAACAUCAGCAACUACAUACACAACUACAUUCGCCGUCUGAGGUCCAUGCUGUGUCCAGCAAGCACGCCUCGGCUGACGUGCCGUUGACCUCGUCAGCCUCGUCUUCGGGCACUAACGAGUCUCCGACUCCACCCUUCCAUGAAGCCCCGCCUCCUCAGUUGCGUGCGCGUCUGCUGGACCCACCCCCUCCUCCAGUCCCUCGUGACUCGGGUGGUGGUGCCUCGGGUCUUGCCCGGAUCAGGGAUGCGGCGCUGUUGCGUCAUCUAGAGACCGGGCGGAGUCCUGGUUCCAUUGCUCUUGGCGUAGAAGGUCAAGGUCGAUCGAUAGCUGUCAGAGCAGGCAGUCCAAUAGAACCCGGCCGAGCAGGGGAUUCAGGUCUUGACCAGCGUUUGUCCUGGAAGUUGUUGAACGAGCCCAGCGAGGAGGGAGACGCCCAUGCCGCGGUGGACAAGAGGAUUAUACCUACACAUCUACAGGCCAACUCACCGCGGCCUCUUGCUUCUUCAGCCGGUGUGAUAGUGACCGAAGCCCCUGUGAGUCGGUCCCACCUCGAACGGGGCGGUCUUCCGAGCGCUGAGUAUAACACCUACACCGCGCUAGAGCAAGCUCAGUGGAAAUCCGAGCUGAGCUACUCGGACGUGGAAGAGGCCGGGGGACGUAGGGAGUCCUUGGACACACCAGGGGACGCCGUCAGCAACCUGCCCUCUACACUGGCCGCCAACACGGGAGUGCCCAGCCCAGGGGUUCUUCCGAAGAGCCCUGCAGAAUGUGGGCGACCCCGCGCGCAAGAAAUGUUUCUACACCAAGAACUGCGACAUCAAUAUGCAGACCAGGAACCGGUGCCAGUACUGUCGUCUGCAGAAAUGUCUGGGCCUGGGAAUGUCCAGGGCCGCGGCCAAGCUGGGUCGUCGGUCCCGUAAGAUGAGAGACAUCAUCCGACACAUCGAGGACACACAGACGGAGCAGGCGCUGCACGGGCUACUCAGCCUCAACGCCGACAACAACGCCGUGGUCUCUGAGGCCAAGCCGGGGGCGCACAGCCCAGAGGAGCCCCCUCCAUCACAGCAAGCCCCACCACCCCCGCCACACGCCUCCCAGCUGUCGCCGGCCCCCGCCGUUACCUCGGAUCCAAAUCCACAGAUCUCCAUGGCGGCGCUCUCUGUCCUACUCAAGCAGCGCUCGGCGGCGGGACAGCUGAUUGGUCAACCCAUGGUGGCAGACCACGCCCACCCUCACCCCGCCCACCACCCGGCGGCGGCGCUGGCGUUAGCGGUCAAGUCUGAGCUGGACCUGCGCACCCCGAGUUCCGCCGCCGCGGCAGCCGCUGCAGCUGCCGCUGACGCAGAGAUGAAGAGCCGCAUCAUGAGCUUGAUGCAGCAGGCGGCGGCUGAGCGCGCUAUAGGGGGCGGGGCGGGGGGCGUGGCGCCCGAGGAGGAACAGCCUCUGAUGCUGAAGGUGCAACGUAGCUCUCCAUCCUCACAGCCUCUUGGCUCGCCAGACAAAUAACCCCCGCCCACAGCCCUCCCGCCACCAGCAGCGGCGCGACGGGAACACGCCCACUGACACUACAGCCCGCCCACACCUCCCACGCCGCCCCGCCCCUCCCCGGCGACCUUCCCAGCGCCAUUAUGGCGCACCUGGCGGCGGCGCGCGGGGGUCAGCCUCUGGUCUACGCUCUUCCUGGUUCUGCUGGACAGGUCUUCAUCAAAACCGAGGACGGCCGUAUCGAAGCUCUGGGCCCUGUGGAGGCUUUGACCCAAAACCCCUCCGCCAUCAUCCCCAGCACACUCCUCCCGUCUGGGAUCACCGCCUCCUCCUCCUCUUCCACCACCGCCCCGCUCUGCUCCCCUUCCUCCUCCUCCUUCCUCAUCCCCUCCUCUUCCUCAUCCUCCUCGUCCCCCUCCGUGGUUAUCACUGCUGCCACCGCCGCGUCGCUGUCUUCCACCUACCAGCCGCCCUCCUCUACCGCCGGACACAACCUGGUGGUCGGGGAGGUAACGGGUUCACCCGCCUACUCGGAUGACCAGCUGGCGCCGCCUGGUUUGGCGACGGCGGGUAACUUCCCCUCUGUGAUAGUUCAGCACAAUUCCAGCCUCGACCUACGCAAGAAAGUGUCGGCCGUGGAGCAGUUCAUCCGCAGCCCCAUCAAGAAGCGGCCCUACUUCCCCAACGAGGGGCCUGACGACCUCAGUCUCAGCGCCUCCACCAACCACCCAUCCGGGGACGCGGCGGUGGAGACGGAGUCCGCUACAGCUGCACCAUCGUCGUCGUCGUCAUCAUCAUCAGCCCAGAAUGUCGCGAAAAGAGGAUCUUCAGAACCAAAACCGAAACGGCGGCGAACUGGGAACAGCAGUAGCGCCACCGCCACCAGCAGUCGUGCUGAAGUCGCCGCGCCAUCCACCACCACCGAACAAGCCGCGGCCACCAGCACCACCAGCAACAACAACAACAGCACCAACAAUGGAAGAAGGAGCAGUAGCGGCAGUAAUGUGGGCGUGUACCCAGCUGACAGCCUGUCAUCCCGAGACCUGUCUCCGCCAAUCACCACAAGCCACUCCCACUCCCUGGCCCAAGCGCUGCACCGUAAGGACACGGUCACUGCUGCUGCAGUCGCCUCCUCCGCCUCCGGCCCGUCUCCCCACACCAGCACCGCCUCGACACUGUCCAGCCCCCCGCCUCGCUCCCCUGGCCCCGUCAGUUCCAGCACGCUCCCCGGCUCUCGAUCGGGAGGAGGAACAACAGACCCCAACAGCCACCACGCCUUCCCCCACCACUCCCUCAAUCCUCCCCCUCACCACCACUCCCACCACCACCAUCACCACCAUCAGCAACAACAACACCACAGCCACCCCUCCGCCUCGCCGACCAUCACGUCAACAGCAGCCUCAACGACAACAAACCCCCACAACAACAACAACAACAACAACAAUCUUCCCCCCGCUCCCCAAGGCCUGGCCCGCACGGACGGUCUGAUCGGACUGGCGCGGCCUCUGGGCAAGGAGGAGAUCAAGCUGACCGUGCCCUACAUGGUGUCCCGGCUCAACGACUCCUACAACACGACCUUCACCUUCCUCAAGACCAAGCUGCAGGAGAUGCGCGUCAAGCUGGUGGAGUACCGCAGCAGCAUGACCAUGGACAGCGUCAUCGGCAAGAUCAUCUCACAGCACCUCAAGUCUGGAUCACAGGGUACGAGCACGGGUGAGAUGUGCUGGCACCACUUCCAGAUGCGGCUGAACCGGACCAUCGAGGACGUGGUGUGUUUUGCCAAGAAAAUCCCGGGCUUUGCCGAGCUGGACCAGGACGACCAGAUCAGUCUCAUCAAGGGAGGGUGCUUUGAGGUGGCGUGCGUAGUUUGUGCCCCGUUCAUCGACGCAGACACCAACUCCAUCUUCCUGCUGGGCAACAGUUCCAUCGUGCUUCGUGAUGAGAUGAAGUGUGGCUUCCCCCUUGGGGAGCACUUCGUGGAGCUGCUCUUCAACCUCUCCAACAGGCUCAAUGCUUUCAGCCUCAGGAACUCGGAGAAGGCUCUCUUCAGCGCUCUUGUACUUAUCUCUCCUGAUCGUCCUGGUCUCAAGAACAGGGAAAAAGUCUCCAAGCUGCAAGAGCUGUUGAUCCAGGCCCUCCAGUCGGAGAUCAGCGCCUCUCACUCUGACGAAGGCGGCUUGUUCCCGCGACUCCUCAUGUCUAUCUCCAGCCUGAGAGAGCUUGGAGUGGAACACCGCAGGAUGCUGGAAUCCCUCAAGGGCCAGAUGAGCUUCCCUCAUGACCUGUACGCAGAGACCUUUGACCUCAUCCCUUGACAUCAGUGCUAGCCAACGCUCCUUCAACCUCCUUAGUGCUAAGGGGUCAUACGUUGUGUCGAUUGGCUAAGUGGUUCCUGUGUGGAGACUUGAUGUUCUGUCUCUCUCUUUGUGCAGUGAGGAGAUGUGUAGAAUUUCAGAUCCUGUUCCUAGAGCUGAGUGGUGAGGAUGAUGAUGAUGCUGAUGAGGGUGAUGAUGAUGAUGAAGAGGAAGAAGAUGAUGACUGAAAUGGAUGCUGAUGAUCAACGAGUUGCUUUAUGAAGUCUUGGUGAGGAUGACGAAGAGGACAGUGAUCAGAAGGAAGAUAAUAUUCUAUUCCUUAAAUGGAUGCUUUAUUGAGUGGAAUCAUUGAUAAUAAUGAAUGGACUGUGGACUGACUCAAAAAACAGGUGAAUACUGUCUCUGCUUGUCACAUAUCAUGUUACCAUCAUUUGUUGAUUGGCUCUUUUAAAGUGAGCGAGGGGAAAUCAGGAAAUGUUGAGGCUCUUGCUGCAGGGGAGAUGGUGUGUUGAAACACUAGGAGUUUCUGUUACCCACAAGGGUUUCCCAACACUGCCAUAGUCUCUGGGGUUUGAAGAAGCAAUGGAUGUGUGACCUGGGAACAGAGACAAUGUAUUGGGUCAAAUGGGACUGUGGUGCUGACGUUGAGGCAAAUCAGAAAGGUUUCACGUUGUGUUGUUUUGAUGAUAGAUGAACACUCUGGAAAGUUCUGGAGAGAUCAACACAAAUGUCCAGAUUCCUUUGAUGUGAUGUGAGUGACAGCCCAGCCCCCUUCCCUUCCAGAAGAGACAA